AUGAGCCAAGAAAGCGACGAGAAGCUUCGUCUGACGAGACCAAUGACAGCAUCAUUGGCAGCUCCAGGGGCCGUUUCCAUCGAUCCUGGAGAUGGAGAUGGUUCAGAAGGAUACAGUCCCAGUCCCAGUACUAGGGAUAUCAAGGCGAUCCCAGCGCAAGCUUCUUUUGCAGCGGCGGGUUUGAGCCAAAGCAAGACGAGCACUCAGAGCAAUAGCAGCAGCCGUUCCAUCACGAGUGGAGCUACACGUACAAGUGAGUUCACUGACCUCCCGAAGCCAGGCCUUCGUCAGAACAGUACUUCGGGUACACCUGGCGCUGUUGCCGUUGAUGGCGAGGCUUCAGAGCAAGGAGGCUUGAGUGCCGGCAGAAGUGUCAUUAAAGAAAAGCGUCGAAUCCUCGAGGGAGGAAACAAUGCUAGUGCUGCUUCUACUGGUGCUUCUACUGGUGCUUCUACUGGUGCUUCUACUGGUGCUUCUACUGGUGCUUCUACUGCUGCUUCUACUGCUGCAGCUGGAGCCUCCAAAGCAGGACUGCGAGGUCGCUCUGGGCCGGACAUUGUCGGCUCGAAGCAGCGAGUUGGAGAUCCUGACUUGCUCGAGGGAGGAAACAAUGCUGCUGCUGCUACAACUGCUGCAGCUGGAGCCUCCAAAGCAGGACUACGAGGUCGCUCUGGACCGGACUUCGUCGGUUCAAAGAAGAGAAUUGGGGAUCCAGACUUUCUCGGAGGCGGAAACGAUGACGAGCCGGGCAAUCAUGAACAGAAUCAUGCGGACAAUGCGAGAGUCAUCGAGGAAGGUAAUAAUGAACGGAGUGAUGGAGAGAACGCCGCAGACCUGGAGGAAGGACUUGCUACAGCUGUACCAGUUCAGGAAGACCUCAAUGACGAUGGGAUUGUGGAGGCAACCCCAGAUUCGGGUGAAGUGGUAGUGGUAGUUGAGACUCCACCUCCUUCUGAAGCACCCUCCGAAGCACCUUCUCCUUACCCCAGUCAAGCCCCAAGUUUCUUUCUAGCUGAAGACUUCCCCGAGACUACAUUGGAAGUCAUUAGAGACGAUCCUUCAUCACCGCAAGCCAGAGCCUAUCAAUGGAUAAUGGAUGAUCCAAAACUGCAAACGUACAGCAGUGAGCAGAAGCGCCAGCGCAUGGCACUUGCUACCUUCUACUAUGCCACUUUUGGGGAAAGCUGGACCUCUAGCCAUCUUUGGUUGUCACACGAUCAUCAUGAAUGUGACUGGGAAAGCAAAAUGAAUACUGGAAGCAAUGAAAAUGCCUCUGUGUGUGAUGCCAAUGGCAACUACUUGUACCUUAUCUUCACCAACCACAAACUCAGGGGCACAAUUCCAGCUGAUGAUCUCCUUCUACUCACAUCACUCAAAGCACUCGAGAUUGAUAACAAUGAUAUCGAAGGGACAUUUCCCAUUGAGCUUGGAUCCUUGCCAAACUUGGAGGCGCUCCGACUUGAUAACAACAAGUUGACAGGGACUCUUCCAAUUCUUCCAAAGGGUUCCUUUCAACAACUCAUGGACUUGACUCUUAACAAAAACGACUUCACAGGCACCCUACCUACCGAAUUGGGUGGGUUGUCCAAUUUGGAAACCCUGCUGUUGGGUGAGAACUCAUUCAGUGGAAUGAUUCCCUCAGCACUGGGUCAGCUCUCUUUGUUGGAUGAAUUGAAUCUCAGAAUGACUGACAUGACCGGGACAAUCCCUUCGGAAAUGGGUCAGUUGACAAACCUCAAGCUUCUAAGUAUGAAGGAAAACCAGUUUACUGGCAGCUUACCUUCAGAGCUGGGGCUGCUUGGCAAAUUAGAAGAAUGUUAUUUAGAGCAUAUCUACUUCAGUGGACCAAUCCCCACUGAGAUUGGAAUUGCAAGGAACCUGAAUACUUUCUACAUCCUGGGUGACAAUGCUCUAACGGGGACCAUUCCCACAGAGAUUGGUUUGCUCACAAGAUCACAACCGGCACUACUAUGGGGGAAGAGUAAGCUGAAGGUUUGGCUCCUCACUGAGUUUGUCCGAUUGAUCCCCAAUCAUGUUAUGCAUAAGAGGCCCCAAUUUGCAUAUCAAUACGUUCACGAAAAGAAAGUUUUCAUCUAA
Molecule: messenger RNA, 2097 nt
Organism: Seminavis robusta
Lineage: Eukaryota; Bacillariophyta; Bacillariophyceae; Naviculales; Naviculaceae
Source: the annotation of a GenBank genome assembly